GUAGUCUAUUGAAAUGAAUAAACAAACAUACAGAAUCUAAUCAACAAUCGAAUUCAACAAGCUUCUCAGAUUACUGCAGAUUAAGUACAAGUACAUUUGUCAUUUGAUUCCGUCGAGUAGAAACGUCAUACAUAAAUUAUCCUAUUCUAAACACAAGUAAAAGCAUAUUUGUAAUGAUAAUAAUCAUUUACAUCAUUCACAAUUGAAACGUACAGCGAGACUAUAAUUUAUGGACGAACCAAUCACGUAUGAGAUAACAGAUCUCGGAUUUUGGCGCGAAAUUCACUUACCUACUUGGCAAAAUAUGGUUUUCGCAUUACAGCUGAUAUCACUUCGUGAUGAAAAACCUAAAUCCAAUCCUCAACCUUGACCAUCAAAUAGAAAUCAAAAUUCCAUUUACUCACACUGGUUUACAAUCUUCACUUCGUUCUAGUUAUUGAGUGGAAACAAAUUUGGAAGUAAUACUUGCCAUGAUUGAAAAUCUUGAAUGGAAUUCCAUUGAUGAAGUCAACAUGAUGAAUCAGAUGGAACAUGUUAAUCGUUUACUAAUUGUAUCCACAUAUGCCCUAAUGGUGUUAAUGAUUCUUAUAGCACAAAUUUUAUUCACAUUGAUUGUCAUAUUAUUCAUGUCAUUAUCUUAUCAAUCAAAUUUUUCAAUUGCAUCAUUGAUACAGACAACGGCUAGUGGUUUAUUUGUGUUGAUCGCACUUGUGAUCGCAUUAUUAAUUUGUUUUGUAAAGAAGAUAAAUGAGACAUUUCCAGAGAAUGUCACUCUUGCUAUUGCUUAUUCUGGUUGUAUGGCGUUAGCAUUAGGAAUUUGGUAUAUGCAAUUAUAUGUUCUUCUAAAAAUUGCAGCUUUUGGAAUUAGUCUGGUGUUAUUUAUAUGUGCAGUGUUGAUUGGUGCAGCGAUUAAAACAAAUUUGGCGGACCAAAUAAAAAGUGUUCUAAUAUCUAUUACAUCGAUAUUUAUUACGUUUAUAAUAGCUGCAAUCGCAUUCAUCUUUUCAGGAAUCAAGGUAAUAGCUCUGGCUUUCUAUAUAGCUGCAGUAACAUUUUCAUUCAUUAUCACAAUAUUUAUCAGUUAUAUAACUAUUGGCAAAUUAAGAUGUCUUAUCUUUUAUCCUAAUUAUUCAUUAGCAUCUAUAUUAUUAUAUACUGUAUUCUUUAAUACCUUAGCAACUAUGAUUGAUAUAAUUAAUAUUUGCUCUCGACUACUAUUUAAUUUUCCAUUUUAAAUCGAUAAGAAAAAACAAAAAACAAAAAAAGAGAAAAACAUUGAGAAAAAAAAAGAGAAACUAUUCGUCAGUUUGUUGGUUACAUUGUUACAUUGAACUUUCUUUUUGAUAAACUUUUAGAUAAAUGAAAUUGAUUUGGGAG
Messenger RNA from Schistosoma haematobium, 1377 nucleotides. RefSeq lists its product as uncharacterized. Bases 471 to 1235 code for a protein of 254 amino acids. The transcript has 8 exons. NCBI's taxonomy places the organism in Eukaryota, Metazoa, Platyhelminthes, Trematoda, Strigeidida, Schistosomatidae. The record is from RefSeq and is a predicted model, not a curated record.